GAAAUUCACCCACGCUCGAUCCUUGAAGCGCCUCCGCUGGCAUCAUCAGUGCCAUUCUCACCGCGCGGCCGUUUGCACGUAGUCUCUCUGUCUCUCUCUUUCCGUCGUCGAGGACAACCUCGAUCCGCGUCGGUGCGCGACGUGCUGAUCGUCAUCGGGCGACGACGGUGAUGCGCGCUCGGAUGCAGGUGGGGGUCGGUGCAACGAGGGACGGAGAUCGCGCGCGGAGCGUCGCGAAGCAACCCCCGGGGGUGAUGAUGAGCGGCGUGCCGGCUCCCCGAGUUCUGCCCGCCGUGGUGAAGCUUUAGUCCUGGCGAUGCGGCGACCGCGAGCUUAACGCUUCGCUCGUUCUCUCGUCUACGCGAGUGUGAGGUCGGUGUGCGAAAGAGGUGCGCGGAUGUUGUUGUCGGGGAAAGCGGCCGGCGCGUCCAAGACAGUACGGUUUUGUUGAUGGUGGGCGAUGCGUCCUCGGUUAGCCGCUCGUCACCGUGAUCAACGACGUACCCGCGAUUAGCCGUGAUCCACGACGAUCGCCGUCGAGGUUCCCCUCCCCCGAAAGCGGACAUCGAAUACUGCUGAUCGAUGUUGAACGCGGCUAAAGAUAGAUGUAAGUUGGUUGGACGUGUACAGCGACCUUUUUGUAAAGAGAAAUGUAUUAUCGUCGUGUUCAAAGCUAAUCAACGACACGAGGUAGAACGGGGGUAGAAGGCUGAUUAAUUACCGUCUAUAAUUCACAAGAGUACACUUCGUCGCGAGAGCUCUCUUUAACUUGUAAUUAUUCACGUCGCAUCGCGCACAAGGACACAUAGGCUCGAUCGACACGUAGAAGAUAAAACCUCCUCCGUAUAGCGACCUGAGAAUAGAAUAUUUUCGCAUUGAGUCGAUGUGAAAUCACGUAUAUACUUUACGAAGAAAGUAUCUCUCUCAGGUAUAGAUCGCAUUCACUUGCCGGGCCAUCACGUUUCGCUUUUAUACGAGAAACCACUUACACUAUGACCGAAUAACAAAAACGAGUUCAUCACUUGUACCGUCGAACGCAACAUAUCGCGAUACUGGGACCAAUAUGCGAAUGCCGUCGCAUCGUGCAUGUGCAGGCACAUUGUAGCCGAAGUAGAGCCUUAAUUGUAACACAGUUACCAAGAGAAUAGCUCCGUUUAAUUUUCGUACAUGAACAUUACACAUGGUACAAGAAAGGAGCGAUCGAUACCAUCGUGAACCUACCCAACGAUGGCAAAAGAUCUGCGACUACUGUGUUUAUUUUCCUCAGAGUACAAUGUAAAGAAAAAGCCAAUUAGAAGACGCCGAUGCUCGCUCACGUUGAUAAUAUCAAUCAUGAAACAUGUGACUUGACAAGCAGAAGGCUUCGAAAGAGAGAUGAAGCUGAAAAUUCGCGCGCUUUGAAGAAAGAGAGAGUGAGAGCACGUAAUACCGAUCGUUCACACGUAGCUCCGGGCUUGUCGAAUAAAAGACCAAACGGAGUAGAAGCGAAGAAAGAAGAGUAUAGAAGUACAAUGACUGAUGAAGAAGUAGAGUUACAGUUCAUCAGAAGCGGUUCUAGGCCUUCUUCUCGGGAUCCUUCUCAGAUUCCUUCUAGGCAAUCUUUGUCGGAACAGGAGCAAAAGAUAGCAAUACCAGAAGAAGAGCCAACUCAAGGUAGCGACAGAGAUGUAAGGCAAGAGCGGACACGUAGUUACGAGCGCGAUGGGUUCACCAUUGUGUGUUCUCGGGGAAGGGCCGUCUGCUUCGUCCUGACCUGCCUCUUCACGGUCUUAGGCGUUGCAAUUAUCAUUGCCUUCGCCAGACCAGCAAAUGUCUGCCCUUGCGAGGAGAAGAAGAUGGACAGCACGGAAAUAAGUAAAAAGAGCACCGUGCUUCUAUCGACUUCGAACGAGGUGUUCCCAUGGAACAGCAUAAGAUUGCCCACAUUUGCACAUCCUACUAGGUACAAUAUUUCCAUCCAUCCGAAUCUCACCACCUCGAGAGUCAGGGGGCAAGUUACGAUCGAACUGUAUGUCGAUGAAGACACCAAAUAUAUCGUCUUCCAUAGUAGCGGCUUGAUAAUCACGGAAAAAAUGGUCCAAGAGCAGCGCAAAACUUCGAAGUUGAAAAUCGCCAAGUUUCUGGAGUAUCCGCCGCGCGAGCAGAUAUAUCUCGAAUUGGACGGCACUUUCCGAAGGAAAACGAACUACACGUUGCACUUGAGAUUCGCUUCGAAGCUGUCCACCGAGCUCGACGGGUUCUAUCUCAGCAGCUACAGCACACCCACAGGGGAAACAAGGCAUGUGGCUGCCACUCACUUCGAACCGACGUUCGCGCGCACCGCCUUCCCGUGCUUUGACGAGCCGCAGUUCAAAGCCAAGUUCAAGGUGUCGAUAUACAGGGACAGAUUCCAUAUCGCGUUAUGCAACAUGCCCGUGAUAAAUACCGACGAGGCUGGAUUUUAUCUCGGCUCAAGCAUCUUACGAGACGACUUUCAAGAGUCCGUGGAGAUGUCGACGUACUUGGUGGCCUUUGUGGUGUGCGACUUUAAACCGGUCACUUCGAAGAACAGAGGAGACAUACACGUGUAUGUCGCGGAGCAUCUGCUCCCGCAGGCGGUGUAUGCCGCGGACACCGCUGCUGAUAUUAUGGCUUACUUCGAGUCUUACUUUGGCAUACCGUAUCCUUUGCCAAAGCAAGAUUUAAUAGCAAUUCCCAACUUCGCGUCCGGUGCUAUGGAAAAUUGGGGCCUAAUCACCUUCCGAGAAGUGGCGAUACUGCUUGACCCGAAGGAAACGUCCCUCGAAGCAAGGGAGGGCAUAGCCGUCACCAUAGCCCACGAAUUGGCGCACCAAUGGUUCGGCAAUCUCGUCACGAUGAGGUGGUGGAACGAUAUCUGGCUGAACGAGGGAGCGGCCAGUUUCUUCGAGUACAAGGGUGUGCACAACUUCUCGCCCGAGUGGAACAUAAUGGACACGUUCGUCAUAUACAAAACGCAGCCGGCGCUUCGCCUCGACGCUCUGUCCAAUAGUCAUCCGAUAAAUGUAUCAGUCGAGGAUCCUAGCGAGAUAGAAAGCAUCUUCGAUGAGAUCAGCUAUUACAAAGGCAGCGCCAUUCUCUACAUGCUGGAAAGGUUUAUGGGCGAGGACGUUUUCAAGACCGGGCUGAACGACUAUCUAAAUUUACACGCCUACAAAAGCGCGGACACCGACGAUCUGUGGGCGGCUUUCUCGAGGAGCUUGAAUAAUACCCACGAUAUAAAAGCGGUGAUGGGCACUUGGACGCAGCAGAUGGGCUUUCCGCUUAUAAUCGUCACUCGAGACGGCGACACGAUCAAGUUAUAUCAGAAAAGAUUCCUCAUGACACCGCCGAAAAACAAAACUGACGUCCUAGAGCCGAAAUCACCCUUCGACUACAGGUGGUACAUCCCGGUGACUUACUACACGGACAAACAACCGCACGAGAUUCGCAAAGUGUGGUUGAAUAUGACUACUGUCGAAAUAUGGGAAAUGUCGCCGUACGAUGUCAAGUAUAUCAAGUGCAACGUAAACCAAACUGGCUUCUAUCGGGUUAAUUACACGGAGGAAAUGUGGGCCGCGAUCAUACAGACCUUGCACGAGAAUCACACAGUAUUCAGUCCGGCGGAUCGGGCGAAUCUCAUCGACGACGCUUUCACCCUCAACGAGGCGGGUAUGCUGGACAUCGCGAUUCCGUUAAAUCUCUCGUCUUACCUCGUCUACGAAAGAGACUACGUACCGUGGCAUACCGCUCAGGAGUUUCUGCACGCUUGGAGGAAGAAGCUCUACGAACAUACCGUGUACAAGAAGUUCACCAUAUUCUUCCGGAAGCUACUGAGGCCGGUGAUAGAAUACGUCGGUUGGAGCAACGAAGGGCCUCACAUGAAAAAAUUUCUAAGAAAUUCGGUAAUGAAAUCCGCUGUCAUCCUAGGAAUGGAUAGUGAGUUGCAGCCCGCGAAAAGUCUCUUUGUUAAGUGGAUGAGCACGGGCGUGCCUGUUCCGCCCGACAUACGAGAUGUCGUUUACGCGACAGGUAUCAAGUACAGCGGCGAGGAAGCGUGGUCUCGUUGCUGGGAAACUUAUCUGAAGACCGAGGUGUCCAGUGAGAGGCAGAUAUUGUUGCAAGCUUUGGGCGCGACGACGGAUGUCUGGCUGCUGCAGCGUUACCUCCUGCUGUCGCUGAACCAGGAUCUGAUCAGGGCGCAAGAUAUCGGGACCGUCAUAUGGUCCGUCGCCUCCAAUGAAAAUGGUCGUCACCUCGCUUGGCGUCACAUUAAAGCCUACUGGCCGAACAUGCAGACCCUAUUCGGAAACGUGUCGGUCGCGAUGAGCGGACUGAUAACCGACGUUGUUCCUUUCUUCAACACGGAAUACGAUUAUCAAGAGAUCUCGGAGUUCUUCAAACACGUCGAAGUUGGCAGCGGUAUGCGCACCUUGAAACAGAGCUUAGAGAAGAUCAAGUCCAACAUUAACUGGGUGAAGCACAACGGGGAUUGCAUAGACGCGGUGAUAAACGGUGACAAUUAUUCCACGCCCUCCGCAGGAUAACGACGAGAAUAGCAUGGUAGUGAGCUGAAGCGUGCAUUCAGUCGUUACGACGCUACGGUUAUUUUUUCUACAGUUUUUAUUCAUACGCGAUACUCCGGAAAGAUACGUGAUACAGCCUACAAAGAGGGAGAAAAAAAAUAAUAAGAAAGAACGAGAAGCGAAACCUCUCCGAGACGUAUUACUCAGGGGGCGAAGGAAGAAUCUCAUUCAUCAUCUAGAUGUAAAUUCGCAGAUCAAAAGACACCUAUUCCCGUCAACUCCGUUGGGAGACCGUCUCCGCCAGGCGAAGCUUAAACUUUAAAGGGCGACAAUCCUUGGACGAGGACAAAUCGUAUCCCCUGACGAGAGAAAGAUAUUCUUUCUCUCUCCCUCUCUCUUUCUCUCUCUCUCUCUCUUCCUCUCUCUCUCUCUGUACAAAAUCUCAUUAUCAUAGUUCGCUUGCCGGGAAGGGUCUCUUGAACGCGCACGGACGAAAAGCCGAACUGUUUGUAUGUAAUACAUUAUACACCGAUUUAUACGCACUUUCGAAAGUAUCUAUUUAUUUAACAAACGUGCACGCAGUGCGUGCCGGUCGGAUCAUUAAGUGUAAAGAGGGAUAAUGAGAGCAGACACAUACAUCGUUGUUCCUAGGGUGGUCGUUGACCCGACGUUCGACAAGUGAGGCUAAUGACAUACGCCUAUUGAUUCUGAAAGCAUAGUCCCCCGAGUUCAAUGUACUUUAUUACAACGAGGAACGACGAUAAUCACCUCCACGUGAUACGUUCAUGCCACAUCCCUGAGCCAUUCAGUAAGUUACUAAUUUAACGGAAAGGGUCGAGCUUUCGCGGCGAAUUUGUCGUAGAGAAGAGCGCUAAUUACACCGUUCGAGAAUAUACGAUUCGUGCAUGUAUAAUUUACUAUAAGGCAUUGGUGGCGAUUUAGAAAUAAUAUUGUCGAUCAUGAUGAUUUUUCACAAUAGCAUCAAACUUCUAACGGUAAGGUCGAGAUCGGAUGUGACCCCAUGGCUCGUUUAUUUGACAGCGUGCACGCACGCUGUUUCUCUUCUCAAAGAAUGUUUCAUGUUAUUAUUUGCCUCUUUCAUUCCUUUUGUACAUCGAUUACAUGAAAAAUGAACAAAACAGAGCAUGAGGCCGGAUCCCGCUUUCCUGGACGCGUUGAAAAUCCACCUUGCUGUUAGAGGAUUAAGAUGACAAUGAUGUUACGUCAUAAUGAUAUAUCGUGAUGAUGUCAUUGUCGUGAUAAUAUUGUUUUAGCAUGAUUGUACGAGCGAUCGUCCCGCGACUGGUGUCGGGCAAGAUGUCACUCGCGAAUGGCGAGCAGCGACUUCGAAUAUGCAUUUGUAAAUAUCAUAUAUUUUAUAUAGCUGUGUACGCUAAUAUAUAGGAAAUUAGCAUAUAUGAUUACUAAUAAUUUACAAAUGCAUAAACUGUGAUCAGACGAGGACACAAACUGGAAACUUCGCGUUGCUCGUGAACAUUUUCCCCGACACUGUUCCACGAGUUUAAGUAGCAUAUCAAUACACGGCAAAGAGGCGUGAUACGCUAAAUUGCUCGGGUCUGUGCCUGUGUUUCACAAGCACCGUCCAGAGAGAAACGAAAGACGGCGUUAGAGCACUCGGCCGCAGGGCCAGGUGGACACACGUCGAAUUAAUUAUAAAGAAAAAAGAAGGAAGGAAGGAAGGAGAAAGGGGAUCGAUGUGUACCAUAUGUGUGUCGCGUAUUCGUGUUUGCUAGAGAUCGCUGAAGGCGCGGGAUACGUCUCGUGUGGAGUUGAUUGUUCUCCACGCGGAGUAAUAGCGUAAAAAAUAAAGAAAAGUGGAUAUUUUAUUAUGAGAAAGUAAAUAAAAUUUAUAUAACCUCUCGUGACGCUUUAUAUAGUGUAUAUGUAUUAACGUGUAAGGGAGACGUGUGCCGUGUUAGUCCGAUUACUUUAUAAAAGAUCGAGAUCGUCUGACGUGAAACGUCGAAAGCUGAACUUUUCUAGGACCUCGUGUACGUGUCACAGUUUCCGAAUGUCGCGUUUAGCACGCAGGAUGAUAUCGAUUAAUAAUAAUCGCUAGCUCUAUGAAAAAAGCCGCAGAGCGGGACGUGACAGCCGUGCGAAUGCGAUCGAGACGCGAAGCAACUAAGUUCCCCGUUAUACUUUGGUACUAACUCUGUUUAUCGUUUCACGAUCGUACAGUUAACCACACAUGGACAAUAAGCGCCGGGAGAUGGUGAGAUGUAUUUAACGAGUACUUGAUUAUCACGUUAAGUGUAUUGCGUAUUAGUUGUCUUAACGAUACCGAUUGUUUUAACUUCCUAAGAUUAAGCCUUAGAAAAUUAGGUGUCCGUCGUGUGAAGCGACACACGCGUCUACGAAGACGGAUCUUUAUUAAACGAUAAGUACGUAGGAUUAGGCGCGAAAAGUCUGCGAAGUGUCUAAUAAUUAUAUUAGGGAGUCUAAAGCCAACUGCGAAACAAGUCCCUGCCCCAACCGACGAAGGAAAAGAAAGAAACGGGAAAAAACGUCGAACUGUCCGCGAACGUUCGUGUAUACCCGCUAUUUUUUACUUUACAAAUAUUUCUCGUUACUCGUCGAAACUCAGUCGGUCGGUCGUGUAUCUUAGCGUUAAAUUCGCAUUCUCUCGUGAAUAUCCAGUUAAAAGCGAGGCACUCGUUAAUUAAACGAAACACAUUACUCGACGUCGCGUACGAAUGCGUGGAACGUGACGGUUCUUCGAUACUUUUCCUUACCACGAGUCUCUACUGCCGUUUACGCUUGCCAUUACCGAUGCCCCGUAUAAUGGCAUUAUCUCUUAUAUAUAUUUAAUGCUUAUUAGCAUUUUUUCCUUAUUGGAUUGCUCUAUUCGACCGAUAAUUUUCUGCGUGCGUCCGUCGUGUUUGCGUGGUUUGCAUGAGCGAGCCAAGACGUUAGACGCAUACAAAUAUAUACACGUGCGCGCACACACGCACAUCAUUUCUCGCAUACGGAGAAAAGUCUGUAAAUAACGACAGCCGUGAAUCUUUCAUCGUCCCAUUAAGUAGAUUUUGAUACACUCCAAAAGGCGAAUUAACGAAUCGACGCACAACUAAAAUAACCUUAUCUGUAAAUAGCAUAUUUUUUCACUAACGGAUACUCUUCCCCCCUCCCCCUCCUCUCUUUCUCUCUCUCCUUUCUUGUUAAAGAGUUAACGAACGAAAUUGCUUCGGAAGCGUUUAGGGAAGCGUCCGCUCGUCGAUCCGCGCGAGAUGCGAACCGAUUGGCCUACUUAACGAUAUUCUCACGGUAUCCGAAAGUACUCGUAUGAAUGUGUACAGAAUACUCUCGUCACUUACGUUCGCCGAUCAACACUGCAACUCUGCGAGCUUAGGUCCGAUCGAUGAUCUUUAAAUUAUCUUCAAUAGGCACACAUUUUACUGUCCAUGUGCAGUUAUUUUGUCAGGUUUCGUUAGCCUUACGUGAGCAAUUUAUGAAAGCGGAUGAACAAUGUCGAUUUUAUAUUUCUUACUAGGAAGAACUUCAUUAUAUCAAAUCCAUUGUACGCGCGAGAUAAAACGGAAAAAAAAAUAUUACACCGAAAGACUGUACACCAGAGUAAUCAAGUACAUACCAGAGUACAUACUUAUUGUAUUUUAUGCAAUCACGACACGAUUACGUCUUAAGAGAACAAGGCUGUCUUGCAUCCCAUAUUUACGAAUAAAUUAUCAACGUAACAGUAUAUAUUGUAUACCGUUCUCAACUGUACUGUUGUCAUAGCUAUUUUGUUGUAUAAAAGAAUACCAGAUAUAUACAAGCAUACAAAUGAAUAUAUUAU
Messenger RNA from Dinoponera quadriceps, 8340 nucleotides. RefSeq names its product glutamyl aminopeptidase-like. The coding region runs from base 1305 to 4544 and encodes 1079 amino acids. The record is from RefSeq and is a predicted model, not a curated record. NCBI's taxonomy places the organism in Eukaryota, Metazoa, Arthropoda, Insecta, Hymenoptera, Formicidae. The transcript is spliced from 15 exons. Gene Ontology annotation, cellular component: cytoplasm. Gene Ontology annotation, molecular function: peptide binding; zinc ion binding; metalloaminopeptidase activity. Gene Ontology annotation, biological process: peptide catabolic process; proteolysis.